GGACCCAAAUACUGAAACUGAAUUAUUUAACUUGGUUACAAUGUUUCAGAUUUAUCACUGUGAUCAAAGAACAAAACCUGAAGACAGAAUGUUUGUUCAAUAUCACCCAGAGACUUUGUUGUUCUGGUUAAUUUUCAGUAUGUCACUUCUACUAGAUUUGUCAAAUAAACAUGUGAUGUCCAGAAGGUUAGAUGCUAUGGAACUUGUAGUUCUUUUGUUACAAUAUCCUAUAACUAGAUGUUCUAUUUCUGUUCAGUAUUUUCCUUCUGCUCUUUCUGAAUACAGAACAAG
Molecule: messenger RNA, 291 nt
Organism: Entrophospora candida
Lineage: Eukaryota; Fungi; Glomeromycota; Glomeromycetes; Entrophosporales; Entrophosporaceae
Source: the annotation of a GenBank genome assembly